CAGUCUUCUCGCAUAGCUCGAUAGUGACGCGUCGUUUAGUUUUAAUUCUAUCUGUGAUAUUUUUCUAGUUUAUUAGUAAAAUGGCCAUCCACAUCAAAGACGCCGACGACCUGAAGACCAGGCUGUCCGAGGCUGGCGACAAGCUGGUGGUCAUCGACUUCAUGGCCACCUGGUGCGGGCCCUGCAAGAUGAUCGGGCCUAAACUAGAGGAGCUGGCCAACGAGAUGGCCGAUUCGCUGGUCGUGCUUAAGGUGGACGUAGACGAGAAUGAGGAGAUCGCCGCCGAAUACAACGUCAACUCGAUGCCCACCUUCGUCUUCUUGAAGAACUCCAAGAAACUGGAGGAGUUCUCCGGCGCCAACGUCGACAAACUCAAGAACACCAUCCUCAAGUUGAAGUAGAGCGCCGGCAACGGACUGUGUACUCGGGGGUAGGGUUAGACCAAAAACUACAGCUAAUACCAAGUUUUUAUAAAUAUUAUAUAGCGGAAAUCGUAAUAAUAGCGCCAGGUCUUAACCUUUUGAACGCCAAAAACACCUAAAGGCGCUGAAUCAAGUCUUGCCCACAGCGCCAUGAACACGUAAGAAACUACAGGUUAAAAGACAAAUAACACGUUUUUAUAAAUAUAUAUCUAGAGCAAAUCGUAAUAAUAGCGCGAGGUCUUAACCUUUUGAACGCCAAAAACACCUAAAGGCGCCGUAAGUCGUGCCCACAGCGCCAUGAGCAAAUAAGUUACAUACACAUAUUGCUGUCAAAGUAACCUUCACACUUUCAAGUAUGGUUUACAGUUUACACUCGCUCGCUUGCGCCCGUGACCUUGGCGUGUAAAGUAACGUUUUUGCUUAUGACGCCAAGUUCAAAAGGUUAAGGUAUUGCAUAUUCUUGAGAAAAGAUGACCCAUGCUGCCGAGAUCUGGGUGGAUGAGCGGGUUUAGGCAUAUGCCGCGAAUGUACGCAGUUUCGAUUCCACUUUUUCUCGUAUAUAAAGGAUACCUAAUACGUUCGGAGCUUCGUGCCUAAUGUCUGGUAAUAAUCUAUGGUUGCAUUUAAUACUUUGUUUAGUACGUACAUAUUGUGAAUAAUGUUUGGACGAGCUGUGUCAAAACCAAUUAACGUGCGUUUUGUCAGAAUCGCAUCAUUCUGAAUCUUCUAAAAGGCAUAACAUUCCAUUUAAUGCCACUCAAAUAUAAGCUCUAAGCCAAUGGGCUAAAGGUCUAACCCUACGAACGAGGAUGUAACCAUCCUAUAUGCACUAGAGGCCCCAAAAGAUUUUAUUUAUUUUAAAAGGUCACAAUCUCUGGUAGAUUCAGCUUUUUGGUGUGAUUUUUUGCGCAUAAUAUUUUUUUUAGUUUUCACCGAUAUAAUUAUAUGCCGAAAGUGUCUUAAGCUAGCACAAGAUGGUGUACGAUGGUCCGUUAUGUCGCAUUCUGCGUACUUAUGUUACAUUACAAAGUAUUGUUAUUAUCAAUAAAUAAUCGUGAAGACA
Messenger RNA from Cydia fagiglandana, 1485 nucleotides. RefSeq names its product thioredoxin-2-like. Gene Ontology annotation, cellular component: cytosol. NCBI's taxonomy places the organism in Eukaryota, Metazoa, Arthropoda, Insecta, Lepidoptera, Tortricidae. Bases 81 to 401 code for a protein of 106 amino acids. The transcript has 3 exons. The record is from RefSeq and is a predicted model, not a curated record. Gene Ontology annotation, molecular function: protein-disulfide reductase activity.